Messenger RNA from Trypanosoma brucei brucei TREU927, 492 nucleotides. Its product is annotated as calmodulin, putative. The record is from RefSeq and is a predicted model, not a curated record. Lineage: Eukaryota; Euglenozoa; Kinetoplastea; Trypanosomatida; Trypanosomatidae. The transcript has a single exon. Gene Ontology annotation, molecular function: enzyme regulator activity; calcium ion binding. The coding region runs from base 1 to 492 and encodes 163 amino acids.
AUGGCGGACCUCUUAACGGUAGAGCAAAUCACCGAACUGAAGGAAGCAUUCGCUGUUUUCGACACAGAUUGCGAUGGCAACAUUACUGUUGAUGAUCUUUCUAAUGUUUUCGCGGCAAUUGGACAGAAAGUUUCCCGGGAAAAACUGCAGAUGAUGAUGAACGAAGCAGACUUAGACUCAAAUGGCGUGAUUGAUUUCCCGGAGUUUCUUACCCUUGUCGCUACGAAACUAAAUGACCCGGAGGAAAAAGAGCUCAAAUUGCGUCGGGCAUUCGAACUUUACGAUCUUGGUAACACUGGUUUCAUAACUACAACCGACUUGAGAAUCGUGAUGGAGCGACUAGGUUGUUACCUUACUCCGGAAAAGGCGUUCGAGAUGAUAAAUGAAGCGGAUUUAGACGGAGAUGGUCGACUAAGUUACGAGGAGUUCAGACGAGUUAUGGUCGAAGAUAGUGGAUCCAUACCGAAGAAGGAAGCGUUUUCAACCGAUUAA